AUGUUGAGCGCAUCGACACGCUCUCGAGGUGCAUCCUCUACCAUUAGGUAUAUUCUUCAAACACGCUCUCAGAGCACCUCAGACACCCCUUCACCUGCUCCAACCCGACCUGCCUAUUCUAAAGCCAACUUAGCUUCCUUCGCUGCCGAGGGGGAACUCCUCACCACUGCGCAUAAGGCUUCUCCAAGAAUAUCUCCUGCUACCCCUCAAGCACAAUCGUCAUCUGCUACCUCGAAACCGUUGGCUUUCCCUCGACCUGUCCUCAAAUCGAACCCUUAUGCGAACAACUACACCGUCUCUGAAGCGGACCUUGAUGCUUUCGAAGAACCACUUCGUCUCAACCCGACACCCAGUCCACUAGAAAGUCAGCCGUCUUCUUCUACCGUUACUACUGCUUCCACUAUCAUCGCUCCAGACCAUGAGCCUCCUUCAAUGCCGCGGAAGGGGGGUCGUACUGUGCGAGCAAUUCGACGCCCCAAACUCAAAUCGAAACAUAUCCGAGUUCUCACUGAUCCAGAGUUGGUGUAUCAACCCUUAGAACUGGGCUACGAAGAGACGGUAGAAUUACAAGACGGAUACAUAAUAUACAAGAAUCCAGAUGUACCAUCGGCAGUAAUCACCUGGGGUAGGUUGAGAGAUGCGUGUACUUGUAAGCUAUGUAGGGAUCCUUCGACAUCACAGAAAACAUUCACGACUGGACAAGCUAUGAGAGAAGCUUACCCUUCUGGAACCGAUGUGAAACCUCUGAUGGAAGUGGUAGACAUGACACGUGUCAACGGCAAAAGUAGUAAAAAAGGGUUGAAAAUCACUUGGAAUCCGACAACCUCAUCUGGAGAACACCAUACAACCUAUCUAUCAAGAUUCAAAUUGAGAUUAUUGACGGAUCCACAGAUGUACAAAGAAGUUUUCCAUCCACCACUACUUUUUGAUCGUAAACUCUGGAACUCUGAGGAAGUACUGAAGACCGACGGAUUGAGAAUACCUUUCCGAGAAGUCGAUACAAAAGAUCCGGCAAUACUUCUCAGAAUGUUAGAACAACUUCACCAGUACGGUCUGAUCAUCGUCGAAAAUGUCCCUACCACUCCUAUGGAAGAUAAGGAUUGUUAUCUGAGGAAAGUAAUGGGUUAUAUAGGUGAAAUCAGAAAUACGUUUUAUGGGGAAACUUGGAAUGUGAAAAGUAUGAAACAGAGUAAGAACGUUGCCUAUACCAACCUCGACUUAGGACUUCACAUGGAUCUGCUCUACUUCUCCUCUCCACCUCGAUUCCAAGCUUUACACUGUCUUAGAAAUAGGGUUAACGGUGGUACAUCGUAUUUCGUCGAUUCUUUCAAAGUUGCUCAAGACCUACCCGACGAUGUGUUCAGGGUACUCCAACAUACUCGUAUACCUUAUGUUUACGAUAACGAUAAUCAUCUUCUAAGGUAUUCUCAUGCAGUGAUGUCGAGCUCUUCGCCAGAAAAGAAUCGGAUGGUAUAUGAUAAACAUUACGCUAUCAAUUGGUCUCCUCCCUUUAGGGAUAUGAAAGGACCAGAUUCAUCUCGACCAGCUCCCAGGUCGCCCGCCUUGAAAGCCAAACAGGAACAACAGACCUUAGAAGCCAUAGCAAAAUUCGAAAGUGCAUUAUCGGAUCCUCAAUACAAGUUCGAGUUCCUAUUGAAAGAAGGUGAUCUGGUGAUAUUUGAUAAUAGAAGGAUAUUACAUGCCAGGACGAGUUUCAGUGAUAAGUCACCUGAAGAAUUGAAACAAGCUGGAAUGGAAUUGGUGGAAGGUGAACCGACGAGAUGGCUCAAAGGGUGUUAUCUUGAUGGUGAGGUGGUAUGGGAUAAAUUGGCGGUGUUGAAGAAACAGGUUGCGGAAUCGGAAAAGAAACAGGACAGGAAUGAGGCAAAGAGGUGA
This is a messenger RNA of Kwoniella botswanensis, 1896 nucleotides long. RefSeq lists its product as uncharacterized. Gene Ontology annotation, cellular component: mitochondrion. The record is from RefSeq and is a predicted model, not a curated record. The coding region runs from base 1 to 1896 and encodes 631 amino acids. The transcript is spliced from 2 exons. Gene Ontology annotation, molecular function: oxidoreductase activity. Lineage: Eukaryota; Fungi; Basidiomycota; Tremellomycetes; Tremellales; Cryptococcaceae. Gene Ontology annotation, biological process: carnitine biosynthetic process.